Messenger RNA from Pygocentrus nattereri (red-bellied piranha), 3722 nucleotides. Its product is annotated as NACHT, LRR and PYD domains-containing protein 1 homolog. The coding region runs from base 418 to 1884 and encodes 488 amino acids. The transcript has 13 exons. Lineage: Eukaryota; Metazoa; Chordata; Actinopteri; Characiformes; Serrasalmidae. Gene Ontology annotation, biological process: innate immune response; inflammatory response; regulation of apoptotic process. The record is from RefSeq and is a predicted model, not a curated record.
UGAGAUUUCAUGUUCUCAUCAAAAGAAAACAGAACUUCUCUGGUCAGCAGUUCGAGGUCAGCUCCCAUGUGGUAAACUCGGAAGUUCACCAGUUGAUGCAGGAAGUGGAAGCGGGAGCCCACAGAAGAACAGAAGGAGCUUGGUCAGCGUGGUGGGCUACUGCAUCUCACCAGCUCCGGUCAAACCGUACAAGGCUCGAAGUCUUGAAUCAAUCUGUGCGAUUCAUCUGAGCUGAAUGCGCUCGAGCAGCUUAACGUAAAGAGUCGACUCAUCAGAACGAUUCGUUGAUGAAUCGACUCACCGGAGUCUUCAGGUGGAGCUGCCGAGCCUCCUCGUCGGUGGAAGAAUAGGCCCAAUUUCUUGGCUUUUCCUGGUGUGGAAUCCAGUCACUGACCUGUGGAUAUCAGAAAGAGACAGAUGGCCAAGUCCAUUGAAAACGAUGAAUACACAGUUGACAGUCCAGAUCUGGAUGUACAUGUGGAGGGUGCGAAUUUGAAGUAUUUGGAAUUUGAUGACGACAGGCAGCGGAUGAGUGAUAUUGGAGUUAAGAUGAAGUUUCUAUGUGAUGAGAUUGAAGUGCAGCCGUACGCUAAUGACGACGGAAUGUGGAAAUCGCUCUACCAAACGCUGGAAAUAGGAAUGAAUUCCUUCAAGAACCUGUUCACACAGUCAGGGAUGUCCGAUGUCCAGCCAAUGGUGAGGUCAGAGACGGCAAGCCUGACCUCCAGAGCGAGCCCACAGAACAGCGGUGCAGAAUGGAGGUCAAGAACUGUUUGUUUAUCCUGCUCUAGUGUGAAGGCUGCUAUUCAGGACAAGACAGAAUGGAAGCUCAUUGAACCUGUCGCUAUGGCUACUCUACUAAAUGAAGACAUAAAGUACAGGAUCUCUGUUGCACCAGGGAGAUAUGAGUGCACAGUCACUGGUCUUUGUUGGGAAAACUCUGAUGAAGUUGAAAUGGAAUAUCAUUUGAGUGACUGGGAUCAUGUUCGUGAAUUUCUGGAAAAGUACAAUUUUCAGCCCUGUGGUCCGUUACUGGAUGUUACUGUCAUCUCAGGGGAGCUCACUGCUGUCCAUCUACCACACUUUCUCUGUUUAGAUUCUUUGGCUUCCUUGAGUGAUGAGAUCAGAGUUCUUCAUGUAGAAGAUGCUGGAGUCACUUUAGAGAAAUGCGAGUUGUCUUGCUUCAGUGCAAAACUGCUCCACCCCACAUUCUCCCCAAAAGGUGUCCUUGUCAGAAGUGGUUUCCCUGUGAAAGCCCACUGUGAAGUGUUGAUCUACUGCACUUCGACUGCUCACCUGACCCUUCAUGUAUACCUGGUUCCAUGCGAUUCAAAAAUAAUAGAGUCUGUACAGAAACAGGAGAGUCACAGCAUAAAGGUCCCAAAACCCAGGCCAGAUGCGUCUCUGCAGAUGAAGAAUCAUUACAUGCUGAGCACAUCCUGCUCCUCCCGAAUCAGACCACAGAAGUUAAAACUGAGAUACACCAGCCAAACCCCAAACUUUUUCGAGGUAUACGUUAAAGAUGCGAAAGAUGACUUUCAGUUGGUUUUAAUGAAUGAAGAGGGGGAAUCAGUGUGGGAAGCUGACAUGCGAUCAGAUGAAUACAGUCGAAAUCUUGGUUGUGUUGGUAUUCAUUUUGUGGACUUCCACAGAAAGAGCCUGAUUCAGAAAGUGAAACUGGUGGAACCCAUAGCAGAUGACCUUUACCCAAAAAUCAGCGAAGAGAAGUAUUCCAGAAUCAAGGAAGCUAAAACAAGCCAGGACAAAAUGAGGGUCAUCUAUGAUGAUAUACUGCUUUCAGGUGGUCAAAUGCUGAAGGAGGUUUUUUUGCAAAGUUUGCGACAAAACGAACCUGAUCUUAUUGCAGAGCUUUCCCGGUCCUAAAAAGAUGGAAUGUAAUGUAUACAGAGAAAGAGAAACAAGGUAGAGAAUUCUGAGAGCUUCUGACAUUUCUGCUUUUGUAACCCCUGAUAUUUUUUUUACAGUAUACAGUAAUGGCUUUUGGUUUGAAAAAUGCACCGUUUCAGAGACUCAUUAAUAACGUAGUAGGUGAUGUUCCUGGUUGUUCUGCUUAUUUAGAUGACUUUGUUGUAUAUUCAUCUGAUUGGGCCAGCCAUAUGGAAACUUUGCACAUACUAUUUGAAAGGUUGGUUGCUGCUUCUUUGACUCUAAAUCUUGCAAAGUGUGAGUUCGCAAAAGCCACUGUGACUUAUUUGGGAAAGCAGGUAGGCGGAGGUCAUGUUCGCCCCUUGGAAGCUAAGGUAACCGCUAUUGUCAAUUUUCCUACUCCAGCCACACGACGUGAACUGCGCCGGUUUUUGGGUAUGGCAGGGUAUUAUAGGGGGUUUUGUAGAAAUUUCUUCAUGGUUGUUGAGCCACUUACUAAAUUACUUAGCCCUUCUUUACCCUUUCAGUGGUCUUUAAAUUGUGAACAUGCUUUUCAGAGUGUGAAAGUGCUUUUAAGUGAGGCACCUGUUCUUGCUGCUCCAGAUUUUGUAAGACCAUUCCCACUGGAGGUUGAUGCCAGUGCAGUUGGUGCAGGAGCAGUAUUAUUGCAGGAGGAUAGUCAUGGUGUAGCACAUCCUGUGUGUUACUUUUCCCAGAAGUUUAAUAAACAUCAACUUAAUUUUUCUACCAUCGAAAAGGAAGCUCUAGCCUUACUUUUAGCACUUCAAGAUUUUGAUGUGUAUGUUGGAUCUAGUAGUGUGCCUGUCACAGUAUAUUCUGAUCACAACCCUUUAGUGUUCUUGUCCAGAAUGUAUAAUCAUAAUCAACGUUUGAUGAGGUGGGCUCUUUUGAUACAGGAUUCUGAACUGGAUGUUAAACACAAGAAGGGUGUUCAUAAUGUCGUGGCAGAUGCUCUUUCUCGUGUAUAAUUUUUAGGACCAUGGUUUGUUCUUGAUGGUGUAUGUCGCACAUUAAUGUUGCUCUCUUUUUUACGGGGGCGUGUUACGUGCCAGUGUUGCACGUUUGUUUGUUUUUUUUCUCAACCAGAUUAGGUGCAGCUGGGCGCGUGACACAUAAUUGUGGAUCUCCGAUGCUUGGCUGUGCUUCUCUCUCUCCUCUCCACCAAUCAGAGGGUCUGAUUCUUGCUGUGGGAUGGGUCUGGCGGAUAAAAGGAUCACCUGUGGCCGGUUAUGGAGGAGAGCAUUCAGCAUGUCAGACACUUAACGAAAGUCUGUUGUAGCGUCCUUGUAAAUGUAGGACUCUCUCUCUCUCUCUCUCUCUCUCUCUCUCUCUCUCUCUCUCUCUCUCUUUCUCUCUUUCUCUCUCUCUUUGCUUCUUUUUCCUCUUUCCAGCAUAAAGUGUGGACAGGCAAGUUGGGCACGCCUAUACGUUUGCAUGCAUUAUAGUCGCCAAACUGUCUAGACACACUAGGUAAGAGGCGAGUGCCACCCGCUGUAUUUUGGGGACAGGAAUGCCUGUAUUGGUUAGGUAGGUUAGAUUUGUUUUGUUUUGUUCAUUUCUUUGGCACCGUCCACCUUUGUGGCUUUGACUACUUUGACUUUUGACUUUUGCUGCUGCUCCUGUUGUCCCCUUCCCUUCCUGGAAAGAAGCAGGAGGAAUGGAGAGAACUGGGAGAAAAGGGAUUCCUUUCAACAUCAUAUUUGAUACUGACUAUUGAACAACUAAGCCUCUCAGAACAUUCACUUGAAACCACACCCCCAAUGUUCCUGUGUCAAAUCACAGCUGUUAGAAAAUAAAAAGCAAACAAAAAAAAA